GGUCAGCCCGCCCCUCCCCGUUAUCGUCCCGGGGAUGGGCGCCUCACCUGUCAUACAUAUAGCGCGGCCCUGGCUUCCUUAGCAGUCCUCCGCCAAGCCUCCUGCCCUGGGCGCGGCACCUCGGGGAGCAAUGCAUCCCAAAUAAAGGCGCGUCCCACAAACAGGUGCCGGGGGGGACGCGGCUUUACCUCCCGGGCGUGCAUGUGAUGCCCUGAGCUCAAUGCAGACGUGAGACCUCAUUCCCCAAAAGAGCCACCGUUAUGGCUGAAACUGGAAUUAAGAGACGGAAACCGAAGCUUCUGGGAUUUUGUAUCAAAACCUGUUUCCUGCAGUUUUUCGUGGUCUCGGUGUUCGGUGAGGAGAAGACCUUCAUUGUAGAGAGUUGGUUAAAAACAUAUGGAUACCUGCUUCCAUACGACAUCCGAAUUUCAGCUUUACAUUCGGGAAAAGCUAUGCAGUCUGCCGUGGCAGCGAUGCAGCAGUUCUACGGGAUUCCUGUGACCGGGGUGCUGGACCAAAACACUAUCGGGUGGAUGAAAAAACCUCGCUGUGGAGUACCUGACCUGCUGCAUAUAAGCCAUAGAAGACGGAAUAAACGAUAUGCACUAACAGGACAGAAGUGGAGACAAAAGCACAUUACAUACAGCAUACACAACUAUACUCCAAAAGUUGGAGAGCUGGACACAAGGAAAGCAAUACGGCAGGCAUUCGACGUAUGGCAAAAAGUCACUCCGCUGACUUUUGAGGAGAUCCCGUAUCAUGAGAUUAAGAACGAGCGGAAAGAGGCUGACAUUAUGAUAUUUUUUGCCUCCGGUUUCCAUGGAGACAGCUCUCCGUUUGAUGGAGAAGGUGGAUUUUUGGCACAUGCCUACUUUCCUGGACCUGGGAUAGGAGGUGACACCCAUUUUGACUCAGAUGAGCCGUGGACGCUAGGAAAUUCCAACCAUGAUGGCAAUGAUUUAUUUCUCGUAGCUGUUCAUGAGCUUGGCCAUGCCCUGGGACUGGAGCAUUCCAAUGACCCCAGUGCUAUCAUGGCUCCUUUCUACCAGUACAUGGAUACGCAUAACUUCAAGCUUCCCCAGGACGACUUACAAGGGAUCCAGAAAAUAUAUGGUCCUCCUGCUCAAGCGAUGGAGCCUACAAGACCUCUGCCGACUUUGCCUCCACGUAGAAUCCAUUCCACCUCAGAACGAAAGCAUGAAAGGCAGCCGAGACCUCCCCGACCUCCACCCGGAGAUAAGCCUUCCAGUCCAGGAUCCAGGCCAAACAUAUGCGACGGAAAUUUUAAUACAGUAGCACUUUUUAGAGGAGAAAUGUUUGUUUUCAAGGAUCGUUGGUUUUGGCGUCUUCGUAACAAUAAAGUGCAAGAAGGGUACCCCAUGCAAAUCGAACAGUUCUGGAAAGGUCUUCCUGCAAAAAUAGAUGCGGCGUACGAGCGGUCGGAUGGGAAAUUUGUGUUCUUUAAAGGAGACAAGUACUGGGUUUUUAAGGAGGUCACCGCCGAACCAGGGUACCCCCACAGUUUAGUGGAGCUGGGGAGCUGUCUUCCGCGGGAAGGUAUUGACACGGCCUUACGGUGGGACCUGGUAGGCAAAACGUACUUCUUUAAGGGGGACAGAUACUGGCGGUAUAAUGAAGACAAGCGGGCCGCAGAUCCAGGGUACCCCAAAUCAAUCAGUAUAUGGAAAGGGAUCCCGGAGUCACCCCAAGGAGCCUUUGUGAGCAAAGAAGGAACGUACACCUAUUUCUACAAAGGAAAGGAAUACUGGAAGUUUGAUAACCAAAAGCUGAAUGUGGAGCUCGGUUAUCCGAGGUCGAUCGUCAAAGACUGGAUGGGCUGCAACCUGAAGGACCUCGACAGCAGCAAAGACCGGCAUUUGCCCCACGACGACGUGGAUAUUAUGGUUACGAUAAACGACGUUCCCAGCACCGUAAACGCCGUGGCAGUGGUAAUCCCGUGUAUAUUGUCUUUGUGCAUACUUGUCUUGGUAUAUACUAUUUUCCAAUUUAAAAACAAAGGAGUCCAGCAAAACGUUACCUACUACAGACGCCCCGUGCAGGAAUGGGUAUGACAAGACACCGAACUUUUUAUUUAUUUAUUUUGUUUUUAGUUUCUAUGAGGGCUACAGGAUUCCGGGAGAUCCAGUCCAUGAGACAAACUUUUAAACGGACCGGGAUCCUUGAAGAUCCUUAAGUUUACUUGUAAGGAGAGACGCUAAGGAAUACGGAGAUGGCCUUACACAAAGGAGCCUCUAACAUUCUUCCUGCCUCAUACUUGUAUUUUUUCCUAGUGUGCCAUUUUUCAGGUCCACUUUGUGACUGCUGGGUGCAUCGCUUUGGAAUUUAACAAGAA
Messenger RNA from Spea bombifrons (plains spadefoot toad), 2353 nucleotides. RefSeq names its product matrix metallopeptidase 24 (gene MMP24). Lineage: Eukaryota; Metazoa; Chordata; Amphibia; Anura; Pelobatidae. Bases 261 to 2072 code for a protein of 603 amino acids. Gene Ontology annotation, molecular function: zinc ion binding; metalloendopeptidase activity. The transcript has 9 exons. Gene Ontology annotation, cellular component: extracellular matrix. Gene Ontology annotation, biological process: collagen catabolic process; proteolysis; extracellular matrix organization. The record is from RefSeq and is a predicted model, not a curated record.